AAUUAAUCAAUAAUAAUAAUAAAACUAAAAUAGCUUGCCAGCUGAAAAGAGUGGGAAUCAGGAGUAUUCAUUGGAGAAAAAGGAGGGUGAAAAGGGGGUAAAAAUCAAGCUAAUUUGAUUUGCAUGGAAGCGAAAGAGAACAGGAAGAGGAAGUUAGACCUCGAUUGGAACAAGCUACUCUCAAACGACGCCAGCGAUGAGGAGUCAUCGCCUCCCUUAGUGGUUAUCAAGGCGGAGCCACAACCUCAGCCGAGGAAAUCCGACGCAAUUGGCGACGGCGAUGAUCAAGGUAAAGAGGAAUUUUGGGAAAAUUUGACUGAUGAUAAACUAGAAGAGAAGAUUCAAAGGCAGGAGCGGAAUCUGGAAUGCCUUGGCUCUAAAUUACCGGAUAAAGGAAAGAAGAUUAGGGAUCAACUUCAGCAACUUCAGGAGGAAAAGAAACGGAGAACGCUUUCGCGAACGAAAUUGCUUGCUGAUGAAUGUGAGAAGCUCUCGCAACCUCCAAGCACACAUACCGUUGGUUCUUCUAAUGGCUUUGAAAAUCUGCGUAAAUCAAAUCAACCUUUCCCACAGUCUGCAUGUGGUGCUAGUUUUUGCCAAAAGUUGGAAGAAAAUACAGAUUCUAGGUCACUCAACACAUUUGAGAAAAGUUUAUCAGUUUUGAAUCAUUGUGAACAACGAAAAACCAAAUGCAAUGGGGAUUUUUCAGAGAGUGAAAGGAUGAUAGUUAGAAGAUCACCAAGACAUAAUAGUUCACAACACUAUACAAAGCCUUCUUUUGGUGGUCAAAAGAGUAGAACAGCUACAGUGUCUUCUCUCUUUGACACAGAUGACAACUUGCGAAGCACUUCAAAGAAGGAUGCUAUUCAAGUCCGACCACCAAAUAAUUCAAGGUGUAGGCAGGGCGAGACUGUUGUUAUUGUAGAUGAGGAAGAACAGCAGUUAGUAAAUACAACAGAGCCUGAAGUUAAACUUAAGAAUUGCAAAAAGGAUGCUAGGAUCUAUUACCCAUCAAGGGAUGAUCCAGAAUCUGUUGAUAUUUCGUUUGGUGAUAUUGACAGCCUUGCUCCAGAAACCUUUUUGACAUCUCAAAUUAUGAAUUUUUACAUCCGAUAUUUGCGGCAGCAGGCAUCCCCAACAAGUAGAGCAAUAUGUGACUAUCAUAUUUUUAACACGUAUUUUUACCCGAAGCUGAAAGAAGCUGUAUCAUACAAGGGGAGUGACAAAGAUUCCUUAUUCAUGAAGUUCAGAAGGUGGUGGAAAGGUGUCAAUAUUUUCCAGAAAGCAUAUAUACUUAUUCCAAUUAAUGAAGAUUACCACUGGAGCUUGGUCAUCAUUUGUAUACCUGACAAAGAAGAUGAAUCAGGACCAAUUAUCCUUCAUUUGGAUUCACUGGGACUUCAUUCUAGCCGAUUGGUUUAUAAGAACAUUAAAAGCUACAUGAAGGAAGAAUGGAACUAUUUGAAUCAAGAGGUUGCUCCUUCAGAUCUUCCAAUUGCAGAUAGAAUAUGGGAAAAUCUCCCCCGUAGGAUUGAUGAGAAAACAAUAACUGUUCCCCAGCAAAAGAAUGAUUAUGAUUGUGGUCUUUUUGUUCUUUACUUUAUGGAGCGCUUCAUCGAAGAGGCCCCUGAAAGACUGAAAAAGAAAGAUUUAGCAAUGUUUGGCAAACAAUGGUUCAGACCCGAACAAGCCUCUGGCUUGAGACUGAAAAUAAGGAACUUACUCAUAAAACAAUUCCAAAUUGCCAAUGAGGAUAUUGGAGGUUCACAAUCUUCACCUUCAUCUUAAAAGCUCGUUUAAGUUGGUGCUCCUGCAUGAAUCUGGUGCAGAAAAAUAACACACCAGUGGAUCGGGUGCCAUCUGUGUACAGCUUGCAUAGUUAUGGUCCUCACGUUCAAAUGCAUCAAUGGCAAAUCAGGUACUUCAAAAAGUUUUGAAAUUGCUUUUGUAUAUUUUAACGGAAGAAAAUGAAAGAAAUUUCGCAAUGCCAUUAUUAUGCAAGAAAGAAAGUUAAAAGUAGAGGCUAGGAUUCGAAUCGACCAGUUCUAGAUGCUAGGAAAUUUAAAACUGGUGAUGAUGUUGAUGAUGAUGUAUUCAUUCAUUUGUAUUAAAGAGCCUUUUAUCCAAAUCUCGUGUUGGCUACGGGUGAUUAGUUUUUUAUAUAUCAAGGAAUUUUAGUGCGCUGUUAUCAAA
This is a messenger RNA of Hibiscus syriacus, 2193 nucleotides long. Its product is annotated as ubiquitin-like-specific protease 1D. Gene Ontology annotation, biological process: proteolysis. The coding region runs from base 124 to 1788 and encodes 554 amino acids. The record is from RefSeq and is a predicted model, not a curated record. Lineage: Eukaryota; Viridiplantae; Streptophyta; Magnoliopsida; Malvales; Malvaceae. The transcript is spliced from 14 exons. Gene Ontology annotation, molecular function: cysteine-type peptidase activity.